Molecule: messenger RNA, 1603 nt
Organism: Ciona intestinalis (vase tunicate)
Lineage: Eukaryota; Metazoa; Chordata; Ascidiacea; Phlebobranchia; Cionidae
Source: RefSeq, a predicted model, not a curated record
UAACAUAAAUAUACUGUAUAUAUAUAUAUAGUUUUAUUUACAUAAGUCUAUCUAUAUUAUUUGUUUUAAAUCAGUAUGGAAUUUAAUGCAAACGAGCAUCAGCACCUCCGAUAUAAUCCAUUAAAGGAUGAAUGGGUCCUUGUGUCACCUCAUCGAUUGAAACGACCGUGGGCUGGGAAAGUAGAAGAAAAUGAAGAAACGCAAAUUCCUGAAUAUGAUCUAAAGAAUCCACUGUGUCCAGGAAACAUUCGGUCAAGUGGAAAGCAGAAUGAACAAUAUGCGUCCACGUAUGUAUUUAACAAUGAUUUCCCAGCUUUGAUGAGUGAUGUAGUCGCCCCUGCAUGUUGUGAGGAUCCAUUGUUUAAGAUGGCACCAGCCAGCGGCGAAUGUAAAGUGAUGUGUUUCCAUCCUCAUUCAAACGUGACGUUACCUGUCAUGAAAAAGGAAGAAAUACUUAACGUUAUAAAUGAGUGGAUAUCAAUUAUAAAGGAAAUGGCAGCAAAAUACAAAUGGAUUCAAAUAUUUGAAAACAAAGGUGCAAUAAUGGGAUGUUCAAACCCCCACCCUCACUGCCAGGUGUGGGCGAGUUCUUUUCUCCCAAAUGAACCCCGUGUUUCGGAUAAAAACCAGAAAAGUUAUUUCCUGAAAUACGGUUCUCCGAUGUUGGUUGAUUAUGCUGCAAGGGAAUCGAAAUCUGGUGAACGCACGGUCGUGGAAAACAAUCAUUGGAUUGCAGUCGUUCCAUACUGGGCUACGUGGCCCUACCAAACCAUGUUGUUGCCUAAACGUCAUAUUUUAAGGAUGACAGAUCUAGAAGAUGUGGAAAAACAGUCACUGGCUGAAGCAAUGAAACUCCUGCUUACCAAAUAUGAUAAUUUAUUUAAAGUUUCUUUCCCUUACAGUAUGGGUUGGCAUGGAGCACCAACUGGGCCAGAGCUUGAAAGUGAUGUAAGCCACUGGCAGUUACAUGCACAUUAUUAUCCCCCAUUGUUACCACAGCGAGACAUCACGCCCGAAAAGGCUGCCGAAAAUUUAAUAUCUCUUCCAGAUGUGCAUUAUAGUGUUAGCACAAAAUAAACUGUAUAAUCCUACUAAGUUAAAGUUUCCUAAUUUUAUACUAGUUUAGUCAAUUUAAAGAAACAUUUUAUUGAGUUUUGAGUAACUAUUUGAAUGGAUUUAUUUUCCUAAUUUUAGUAAUUUAUACUCUUUAAAUUUGUUUAAAAAUGUUUUGUUUAGUUCUUUCUAAUUGUCAUCAUAUUUUGUUUAAUUUUUAUUUUUAAAUAUUUAUCUCAAUACACCGCCAUACAAAGUACUUUUGAUUUAUAUUGUUAUAAUGCAUGGUGAUUCAUAGCCUAUUGAUAAGUAUGAUACUUAAAGGGGCAUACCAACGAAAAAUCAUACAUUGUGUAUUGGUUUUACUUAAGAUGUUACUUAAGAAAGCCUGUAAUUGAGCUGAUAUAAAGCAGCUUAAAAGCUGGCUUAAACACACAACAAAGUAAGAAAGAAUCUUCUAAAAUAUAAUAAGCGUAUUGAACAGUUAGGAACCACUUAACUUUAUCACCCAUUCUUCAAUGUUAUAAUCGGUUCUUUUAUUUAUAUUUGU